CUGAUUAAUUUGUAUAAGAAAAAAAGCGCCUUUCUUGAUAAGAGCAAAGUUCAUUAAUAAAAAUAAUAAUAAAAUAAUAAAUAAAACCUCAUUAUUAUCGCCCUUAAUUGUAUUAUUUUCUUGCUUAAUUUACCUUUUGUGAACGAAGAAAUGGCUCUUAUUCCGGCUGUUACCCGACUUACCUCCUCCGUCAUCCGGAUUUUGGGAUGCAAUCCCAGCCCCAUGACGCUACAGGGCACCAACACCUACCUAUUGGGCAGCGGAAGGAGGAGAAUCCUAAUUGACACCGGGGACGAGGAUGUGCCCCAGUACAUUGAUCACCUGAAUGACGUACUGCAGCAGGAGCAAGCCUCCAUCGACACCAUUUUGUUGACCCACUGGCACCACGACCAUGUUGGCGGUGUCAAGAGCAUUCUGGGCACCAAAUUGGUCGACAAAGACUGCCGGGUGUUCAAGUUCGGGCGCACGGAUGCUCAGGAUGUCUGUCCUGAGAUUCCGGCCCACAUUAAACUCCAUCCACUGGCUCACAACCAGGAGUUCGCCACGGAAGGAGCCAAUUUGCGGGUGGUGCACACGCCCGGUCACACGACAGACCAUGUCGUACUGGCCAUGAACGAGGGAACACUCUUCAGCGGCGACUGCAUCCUGGGCGAGGGCACCGCUGUCUUCGAGGACCUGUUCGAGUACAUGAAGAGCCUGGAGAAGAUAUUGGACAUCAAGCCGCAGCGCAUCUUUCCGGGCCACGGAAAUGUGAUCGAGGAACCGAUUGGCAAGAUUGAAUACUACAUAAACCAUCGCAACCAGCGCGAGCAGCAAAUCCUGCAGUUCUUCGUCCAGCGACCCGGCGAACGCUUGCAGGCUAUGGACGUAGUGCGGGUGGUGUACAAGGAGACUCCGGAAAACCUAUGGCCCGCUGCCGCCUACAAUGUAAACCACCACCUCAGCAAGCUGGAGAAGGAGGGUAAGCUGAGAUUUAGCAAAACGGAGGAGGAAGAGUUCUAUGCCUACCAGCCAACCAGUGCGCUCUAGAUCGAGUUCUUCAUUUCCUUCGUCUUCCAGAAAGUUUAAAGUCUUCACAACAGUUAUUGUGGGCUUAACAAUGUAAAUAUAAAAAGUUUUCGUUAAUAAAUGUUUUUAAAAAUAAUUGUGUGCAAAACUAA
Messenger RNA from Drosophila rhopaloa, 1160 nucleotides. Its product is annotated as beta-lactamase-like protein 2 homolog. NCBI's taxonomy places the organism in Eukaryota, Metazoa, Arthropoda, Insecta, Diptera, Drosophilidae. The record is from RefSeq and is a predicted model, not a curated record. Gene Ontology annotation, molecular function: RNA endonuclease activity; single-stranded RNA binding. The transcript has 2 exons. Gene Ontology annotation, cellular component: mitochondrial matrix. Bases 151 to 1029 code for a protein of 292 amino acids.